Messenger RNA from Drosophila gunungcola (fruit fly), 3476 nucleotides. It is a transcript of the gene DIP-zeta, whose product is annotated as lachesin. Gene Ontology annotation, cellular component: neuron projection. The transcript is spliced from 10 exons. Lineage: Eukaryota; Metazoa; Arthropoda; Insecta; Diptera; Drosophilidae. The coding region runs from base 463 to 2055 and encodes 530 amino acids. The record is from RefSeq and is a predicted model, not a curated record.
AAUCAGUUUCGCUACGGGUUCUGCACGAAGCGGACGCGUUUUGUCACAGUUACUCUAAAAAAAACGUGAGUGAAGAUCUCGGCUAACUGAAAGUCGUACUUAAGUGAAGCGCGCUCGUCGCCAUGUGAUCGAUUUUUCACCAGAUCCUUAUAAAAUGGUUUCACCAGAUUGGCUUUGCUUAAACACAGUACAUAUUAAGUGAGUGCCCAAGGAAAAGUAAAAAGUAAACAAAGUCAAAAAUCUGAUAAUUGCCACGAGCCAAAAACUGCGAUAGCAAAACCGUGUGAAAGACUCCCGAACAAAAGUAAAAACACAAACAAACCCCGCGGCGUGCGAAAAAUUAGAGUGGCGGAGCGGUGGUAAAAACUGAGCCAGUCGAUCCGAGAGGAUGCACUUUGGCCAGGAGGCGAGGCCAUUAUUGGGGCUCCUGGCUGUGGCUGAGUCGACCGCAACGGCAAGUUGAUGUUGCCCCCGUCCUGGCAUCUAAUUGGGGCCCUCCUCGUGCUCGCGGCAACAGCGGGGGACUCCACCAACAAGAUCAUCUUGCCGCAGAUUCUCAACGGCGGCGGCAUCGGGGGCAUCGGAAUCGCCUCGGGUAAACAUCCGUCCGGCUCCAAGACAGUGGCGGUUGGAGCGGUUCCAAGUCUCGUCGGAGGAGCAGGAGGAGCCGGAGGCGGAGGAGGAGCUGUGGCUGGCAGCGGCGGAACCGGCAGCACGGUGGUCGGGAGCAAUGGCGUGAUUGUGGCCGGAGGCGGGGCCAAUGUGCCGACCUCGAAUUUAAACAUUGUCGUCGAAGAACCCGAAUUUACUGAAUACAUCGAAAAUGUAACUGUACCUGCUGGACGUAAUGUUAAACUUGGUUGCUCCGUUAAAAAUCUGGGCUCAUAUAAGGUUGCCUGGAUGCACUUUGAGCAGUCCGCCAUCCUGACCGUUCACAAUCACGUGAUCACGCGCAAUCCGCGCAUCAGUGUCACGCACGACAAGCACGACCGGCAUCGCACGUGGUAUUUGCAUAUAAACAACGUGCACGAGGAGGACAGGGGUCGGUAUAUGUGCCAGAUCAAUACGGUGACGGCCAAAACGCAGUUUGGCUACCUGAACGUUGUGGUUCCGCCCAACAUUGAUGACUCGUUGAGCUCCAGCGAUGUGAUUGUGCGGGAGGGCGCCAACAUUUCACUGAGGUGUCGGGCGAGCGGCAGUCCCAGACCCAUUAUCAAAUGGAAACGCGACGAUAACUCCCGCAUAGCCAUCAAUAAGAAUCACAUAGUAAACGAAUGGGAGGGCGACACCCUCGAGAUCACUCGCAUUUCCCGCCUGGACAUGGGUGCCUAUCUGUGCAUCGCCUCCAAUGGGGUCCCCCCCACGGUUUCCAAGCGCAUCAAAGUCAGCGUGGACUUUCCACCAAUGCUGCUUAUCCCCCAUCAAUUGGUUGGUGCUCCAGAAUAUUCCAACGUUACCAUCGAAUGCUUCACUGAGGCACAUCCCACAUCUCUGAACUAUUGGACACGUGGCGAGGGACCAAUCAUUCACGAUUCGCACAAGUACAAAGUUGAAGCUACAAUCGGAUUGCCAGCUUAUAAAACCCAUAUGAAGUUGACCAUCAUAAAUGUUAGCAGUGGCGAUGAUGGCAUUUACAAAUGUGUGGCCAAAAAUCCCAGAGGCGAAACGGACGGCAUUAUACGCUUGUAUGUGUCCUAUCCUCAAACUACUGCCUCAUCGGGUCUAUACUCCACCGAUUCACAUUGGGGAGAGAACGGGAACAACAACAAUUAUGCUUAUGGUGGCUCCGAUUCCACACGAUCCAUUUAUGCGCAGGAUAAAAAUACGCGGUAUCAAUCGAAUUUGAACGAAAUCGGUUUAUCUGAACAAAAAUCCUUCCUAGAUAAGACGCAGAAUCCGCUGUUGGCCAAUGGCAAUGCCAACGAGGCGGAUGCGGAAUCUAACGGAGGCCACAAAUCUUCGAUGGCGAUUGCGUGGCUGUUCGUCGUCAUCUCGACACUAUUGUUAACAAUCCGAUCUGCGGUUGGUUCUAGCCUUAGCGUAAGUCUAUGUUAGUUAAUGCGAAUCUAGCUUAGUAUGGGAUAAGCUGUAAGGCUUCACGUAAAAUUAGCGAAUAAAAUAUAUACAAAAACAUAUAUGUGUAAUCGACUAGUCCUUAGUGAAACAGACCCUAAUUACGAUCCGCCCUUCCCCCAUAUAUAUUCCAAAAUAUGUAUAUGUGAGACACCAGGCCCUCUGAGCUUGGACAGCAUAUGUAUAGCCAUCAAUCACAAAACCCUUCGUCGGGAGUCUAUAUACACUCAUAUUCGCAUCUAUGUCUAGGAGUUGAGACAAGCCAACCAAAGGGUAAAUGCAAUUUCAUUUUGCUUUCAGUGCUGUGCUUUCAACUGAGAACGUUUCAUAGUUAUCAACUUAACAAACCACGGUCUAUAUAAAUAUGCAUAUACAUCUAUACAUUCGUGCGUUAAACGCUGCUGACUCACACUUGCAUAUAAGGUUACACUUAAUUAUAUAAUUAUGCAUAUGCCUUAAGGAUUGCAAGCUGAAAUGCAAAAUAAACUUAACAUAAGACACCACACAUAUCGAUCAUCGAAAUUGUUCAAGUAAUCCAAAAAUACCAAAGCACAUAUAUUUUUUAUUUUUGAGUUCAGGGAAACAUGCGGCGUUUUGAUUUAUUUCGAGUUUGAGUGGAUAAAAGCUUUGAAAACGAAAAAUGCAAUAAUUUUAAAUAAAGAAAAGGAAAGAAUAAAAACUAUAUUGAAGCCUACUAAUUAUUAAAUAUUUCCUACAAUAAAUAUUGAUAACUAAACUGCCAAAAAACCAGGUCAUGCUCUGUUUAACAUUCGUUUAUAUAAUUUCAGCUAUCGUAUAGCAGUUUAAUUAAGUUCAUUAAAUGUUUUUACCACAGCUCAAACAAUAAAAUUUAUAUCGUUCAUCAUAAGCCAAAAAAUUAAUUACGAUGUAACUAAUGGAUUAAUAUUAAUGUAAGAUAAAACGAAAUGUUAAACAUUUAAGCUAAAAUAAUACAAAAUAAAAUUGUGUUGCUUUAAAUACAAAUUAAAAUAUAAAACGAGAAGCAUGUUGAAUGAUGAGAAAUAUAUUUGAAUUAAAUGCAGAGCUAUGGACACAAUUGAAAAGAUAUAUACAUAUGUAACAUUAUAUACAAUUAUAGACCUACGUAUAUACAAAGAAACACACGCAUACACGAACAACACUUAUGUAACAUGUAUUUAAGCAUAUAAAAUGAGUUGUAACUGAGGCAUUAAAUUAAAUAAAAAUCCCAAAAAGACAAAAAAACAACUGAAAUGGUAUUCAGGGGAGAGUUACGCAAAGUGAUGAAAGUGAGAAAAUUGAAAUAAAAAUGAAAUGCGUCAGCAAGAAGCCAGAAUGAUGUGUUAAAUGCUUAAUUAGUAACCAAAUUAAACAACGCCGCUCGCAAGCAACGUCAAACAUUAAUAUUAACAAAAAAUAAACAA